This is a messenger RNA of Racocetra fulgida, 258 nucleotides long. NCBI's taxonomy places the organism in Eukaryota, Fungi, Glomeromycota, Glomeromycetes, Diversisporales, Gigasporaceae. The record is from the annotation of a GenBank genome assembly.
AUGAGAUUACGACCUGAACAUUAUCUAAUGCUUGAUAAAACCUUUGAGGAUCAAAGAGACUUGGUUAAAAAAUCUGUACUUCCACGAAUUACAAAUGCCUUAGACAAGGAAACAUUUCCAGUUGUCGAUAGUAUAAUCUAUAAGAUGCUACAUCGACGUUAUCAACAUCAAAGAGAUGAAUUUCUUAACAGCCAAAAGUCACCAACCGAAGUAGAAAAUAAUAAAAGAAGAAAACAUAAAAAUAGUCGUAGAGAUUCA